Messenger RNA from Myxocyprinus asiaticus (Chinese sucker), 1878 nucleotides. RefSeq names its product arg8-vasotocin receptor-like. Lineage: Eukaryota; Metazoa; Chordata; Actinopteri; Cypriniformes; Catostomidae. The record is from RefSeq and is a predicted model, not a curated record. Gene Ontology annotation, cellular component: membrane. The transcript has 2 exons. Gene Ontology annotation, biological process: regulation of systemic arterial blood pressure by vasopressin; positive regulation of vasoconstriction; G protein-coupled receptor signaling pathway. Gene Ontology annotation, molecular function: vasopressin receptor activity; peptide binding. Bases 163 to 1440 code for a protein of 425 amino acids.
GCAACUAUGUGACACCGUUCUGUGAAGUAUCAGAGUCCAAUCUCUCUCUUAGAUCCUUGAGCACAUCGGUGUUUUCAGAUUUGAGUGUGGUCCCAGGGGUGUUGAAGACGCAGGGGAAUCUGUCGGGAUCACCUCUCUGUUGUCUUUUACGCACGAGUGUCCAUGCGCCUCUCCACAUACCUGAUGCUGCAGCACCGAGAAAACACGCGCAAAUUUACACUUGAGAAUUUCACCGUGUGUCCGAACCUCACGCGCGACCCAAACAUGGGCAGAAUUGCGAACCAAACCACGGCAAGCAACGACACCGACCCGUUCGGCCGGAACGAAGAAGUGGCCAAAAUGGAGAUCACGGUUUUGAGCGUCACUUUCUUUGUGGCCGUAAUCGGCAACCUGAGCGUGCUGCUGGCCAUGCAUAACACCAAGAAGAAGAGUUCGCGCAUGCACCUGUUCAUUAAGCACCUGAGCCUCGCGGACCUAGUGGUGGCUUUCUUUCAGGUCCUCCCCCAGCUCUGCUGGGAGAUCACCUUCAGGUUUUACGGUCCUGACUUCCUUUGCCGUAUUGUUAAGCAUCUCCAAGUCCUGGGGAUGUUCGCAUCCACCUAUAUGAUGGUGAUGAUGACAGUAGAUCGCUACAUCGCCAUAUGCCACCCGCUGAAGACCCUACAGCAGCCCACGCAGCGCGCAUACAUCAUGAUCGGGUCCACUUGGCUGUGUAGCCUGUUGCUCAGCACCCCUCAAUACUUCAUCUUCUCCCUAAGCGAGAUCCAGAACGGCUCGGAUGUGUAUGACUGCUGGGGACACUUCAUCGAGCCGUGGGGCAUACGCGCCUACAUCACCUGGAUCACAGUGGGCAUCUUUCUCAUCCCGGUCAUCAUCCUAAUGAUCUGCUACGGCUUCAUAUGCCACAGUAUCUGGAAGAACAUCAAGUGCAAGAUUAUGAGAGGCACGCGCAACACUAAAAACGGGAUGAUCGGAAAGGUGUCUGUCAGUAGCGUCACCAUCAUAUCAAGAGCCAAACUAAGAACGGUGAAAAUGACGUUAGUGAUUGUUUUGGCUUACAUCGUGUGCUGGGCGCCGUUCUUCAUCGUGCAAAUGUGGUCAGUCUGGGACGAGAACUUCUCCUGGGUCGAUUCUGAAAAUGCAGCUGUGACCCUCUCUGCCCUGCUGGCGAGUCUCAACAGUUGCUGUAACCCGUGGAUCUAUAUGCUCUUUAGUGGCCACCUCCUCUACGACUUCCUACGCUGUUUCCCUUGUUGCAACAAACCAAGAAACAUGUUACGGAAAGAGGACUCAGACAGCAGCAUUAGGAGGAACACCCUUCUGACCAAGCUGGCCACUGACCGGAUAACUAAAGAUGGCUUUGACUCUUGGAGGGACCCGUGCAACUCCCGAAAGUCCAGUCAGUCUACAGGGCAAGAUUGUUUCUGCAAACCAAGUUAGUGUUUGCAACAUGACUACUCUCGCAAAUCCAGUCAGUGUAUUCCCCUCGACUGCUCCCGCAAAUCAAGUCAAUGCAUGCCUAAGGAGUCUUAGGAGCAAGGCAGGGUGAGACUAAAUAAAGAGACAUUCAUAUAAACCAUAAGGUUGUAUGUUGUAAUAUUGCUGUAUAGGUUUUAUUUACAACAGAGACAAGUAUGGCUAUGUGUACAGCACAGCACUGUUGAGUUCUGUUAAGUCUGCCAAUUUUCUGUUUUAAUAUAAGGUCAUUACUAAAGAAAUAUUGGGCAAACAUGGUCAGUGGACUAGAAUAUGUUUCAUGAUCUACACUGAAUGAAAGCUGCACCCUAUAAUUUCCUAUGAACUUACAUACAGUGUGUGUGUGUGUAUAUAUAUAUAUAUAUAUAUAUAUAUAUAUAUAUAUAUAUAUAUAUAUAUAUA